Messenger RNA from Mandrillus leucophaeus (drill), 1999 nucleotides. RefSeq names its product MANSC domain containing 1 (gene MANSC1). NCBI's taxonomy places the organism in Eukaryota, Metazoa, Chordata, Mammalia, Primates, Cercopithecidae. The transcript has 5 exons. Bases 683 to 1978 code for a protein of 431 amino acids. The record is from RefSeq and is a predicted model, not a curated record.
GUACUGUUUGACGUUUUCCCCACGUGCAAUUAAUUUUAGUUUGCGCGGGCUCCGGCCUCCGCCAGGCAAGGCUCACCUGCAGACCCUCGGGCCACCAGCAGGGAGGCACGCACUCCUCCUCGCAGCGCGCCCAGCCGGGGGUCAGCGGUGUGGCUGAGCUGGCGGGGAGCGCGGGGCUGGGGGGCGCUACCUCCCUGUGGAGCUCGGCGCUGGGGCCGGGAGCCCGGAGCCUCCGCGGGGAGGGACGCGCUAAUGUUGCCGGGAAGCAGCUCCGGGUUGCAGGGCAGGAACGUGCCCUUCCCCCGCGGUAAACUUUCCGUCGCUGCGACGGAAGCAGGAACUUGCUAACCACAAAACCCGCCAGGCCGGUGCGGGAGCUGCGGAGCAUCCCCUGCGGUCCUCGCCGAGACCCCCGCGCGGAUUCGCCGGUCCGUCCCGCGAGCGUGACAGAGCUGUCCUCGCACCCGGAGGGCAGCAGGGGCCCCGGGGCCCUCUCGCCUCCAGAUUUUUGUGUGGACAUAAGUUUUCAGUUCAUUUGAGUGACUACAUGGGAGGACAAUUGUUGAAUUGUAAUUUAGCUUGAGAGAAAUUUCAUCAUCUGUGCAACCUUCUUAAAGCAAACUAAGACCAGAGGGAGGAUUCUCCUUGACCUUUGAAGACCAACACUAAACUGAAAUUUAAAAUGUUCUUCGGGGGAAAAGGGAGCUUGACCUACACUUUGGUAAUAAUUUGCUUCCUGACACUAAGGCUGGCUGCCAGUCAGAACUGCCUCAACAGGAGUCUAGAAGAUGUUGUCAUUGACAUCCAGUCAUCUCUUUCUAAGGGAAUCAGAGGCAAUGAGCCCAUAUAUACUUCAACUCAAGAAGACUGCGUUAAUUCUUGCUGUUCAACAAAAAUCAUAUCAGGGGACAAAGCAUGUAACUUGAUGAUCUUCGACACUCGAAAAAUAGCCAGACGACCCAACUGCUACCUAUUUUUCUGUCCCAAUGAGGAAGCCUGUCCACUGAAACCAGCAAAAGGACUUAGGAGUUACAGGAUAAUUAGAGAUUUUCCAUCUUUGACCAGAAAUUUGCCAAGCCAAGAGUUACCCCAGGAAGACUCUCUCUUACCUGGCCAGUUUUCACAAGCAGUCACUCCUCUAGCCCGUCAUCACAUAGUUUAUUCAAAGCCCACCGAUAUCUCAUGGAGAGAGAUACUUUCUCAGAAGUUUGGAUCCUCAGAUCACUUGGAGAAACUAUUUAAUAUGGACAAAGCAAGUGCCCAGCUCCUUGUUUAUAAAGAAAAAGGCCAUUCUCAGAGUUCACAGAUUUCCUCUGAUCAAGAAAUAGCUCAUCUGCUGCCUGAAAAUGUGAGUGUGUUCCCAGCUACAGUGGCAGUUGCCUCUCCACAUACCACCUCGGCUACUCCAAAGCCCACCAUCCGUCUACCCAACAAGGCUUCAGUGACACCUUCUGGGACUUCCCAGCCACAGCUGGCCACCACAUCUCCACCUGUAACCACUGUCACUUCUCAGCCUCCCACGACCCUCAUUUCUACAGGUUUUACACGGGCUGUGGCUACACUCCAAGCAAUGGCUACAACAGCAGUUCUGACUACCACCUUUCAGGCACCUACAGACUUGAAAGGCAGCCCAGAAAUGAUACCGUUUACAGAAAUCUCCAACCUCACUUUGAACACAGGGAAUGUGUAUAACCCUACUGCACUUUCUAUGUCAAAUGUGAAGUCUUCCGCUACGAAUAAAACUGCUUCCUGGGAAGGUAGGGAGGCCAGUCCAGGUCGUUCCUCCCAGGGCAACGUUCCAGAAAAUCAGUAUGGCCUUCCAUUUGAAAAGUGGCUUCUUAUCGGAUCCCUGCUCUUUGGUGUCCUGUUCCUGGUGAUAGGCCUCGUCCUCCUGGGCAGAAUCCUCUCAGAAUCACUCCGCAGGAAACGUUACUCAAGACUGGAUUAUUUGAUCAAUGGGAUCUAUGUGGACAUCUAAGGAUGGAACUCAGUGUCUCUU